CGCAGCUGUCAAAGAUAGCUGUCAGCCAGGAUCAAACACACAGUCAAUGAGACGGGCUGGAGGCACGCACAGACCCCAGGUAACCACCGACUGAAAGUGUGUUUAUUUAAAGAAAACCGGAGGGGAGAGACGCGCCUUUUCAUGAGUAAGGAUUCUCGGUUAUUCGGAUACACGCUGUGGAUUUCUGGAGCAGAAACACAAAGACCGCUUCCCUCUGCGCGUCACCGGGGAAAAGUGGGCAUUUUUUGGACCGAGAUGAAGACGAAAAAAGGUUCGAUGAUGCUGUCGGGCAGCGAGACGGACGACGAGGACAGCGUGGACGCCCCCCUGGAUCUGUCGUCCAGCUCGGGGAGCAACGGGAAGAGGAAACGGCGGGGAAAUCUACCCAAGGAGUCGGUACAGAUCCUCAGAGACUGGCUGUACGAGCACCGCUACAACGCCUACCCCUCGGAGCAGGAGAAGGCGCUGCUGUCCAAGCAGACGCAGCUCUCCACACUCCAGGUGUGCAACUGGUUCAUCAAUGCGCGGCGGAGACUCCUCCCGGAGAUGCUGCGGAAAGACGGCAAAGACCCCAACCAGUUCACCAUCUCCAGGAAAGGUAGCAAAGCGGGCGACAGCUUCUCCGACAGCUCGCAGUCCCCAAAGCACGGCAGCCCUGCGGGGGGUCCGGAGGAGAACUACGACCAGCGGGUCCUCAGCCCUUCCAGCUUCGAACCCGCCACCCCCGGAGUCCUGAGGAAGGCGGCGUCGCCCUCCUCCUCUCCAACUUCCUUGUCUCCAUCUCCGGGGCUUUUCCCCACCCGCCCGUCUGUCAUCUGUCACACCACUGUCACCACGGCGAUGCAACCCCUCCCCUCGGUGAUGAACUCUGAGCUGCUGCAGGUUCAGGCGCUGCUCCGGUGCCAGGAUGAAGGGAGCCACAAACUCCCCCCCACUACCACCAUCCUCACCGGCAUGGAGGGCAACCUGAGCCCCCGCAGCGGGCUUUUCAACACCCCUCCCCCGACCCCUCCAGACCUCACGCAGGACUUCAGCGGCUUCCAGCUCCUGGUGGACGUGGCGCUGAAGCGGGCUGCAGAGAUGGAGCUGCAGGCCAAGCAGCUGGUGUCUUAAAGCACCACAGAAGAAGAAGAGGGAAGAAAGUGACUUUGAGUCUCGACUUUGGAUCUCCUCAGUGACUUCAGAUCAAAUCCACUCGCCUGAUCAUUUCUAUUUUUGGUAAACCAAUCAUAAGGAUGUUUUUUAUGGACUAUCGAGGUGCCUUGGAUGUUUAUUCAUUUCAAAGACAUGCGUAUGUUAUCUACAUGUGUAUCUUAUUUGCACACAGGGACCAAAAAUGUUAUCCGAGAAAUGCUGCCUGUCUUACGUCUUUCCAUUGUAUGGUUUUAGGGAGCGAAGUGUCCACACGUUUACUGUUGUACAUUUCACGCUCGCUCUGCCUCGUUUGUUUGCACACUAAAGGCAGAGGAAGGUCAUCUCAGUGUCUUAAACAUACUUCAUCUAUGACAAACAUAUUCACUACUGUAGUAAAUGUUUUCAUGAGUACAAGUAUAGUUUUUAUUUUGUUAUUUAGCUGUUUUAAAAGAAACUCCUAUGCUUUCUUGUUCGUUAUUUUAUACUCUUUUUCCCCGUCAAGGGAUAUUUCAGAUGACCAAUGUAGCAGGUUCUUAGUCUGAGCCUCCAUCCCAUCACUCAGUGGACAAAACGACGGCCAGUGGACUGGAAGAUUAAAACACUACACAUGUUUUUGUUUCUGCGUUUGCAGACAAAGACAGCAUUUUUUAAAUCACCAAAAAAAACAGCAUUUUCAUGAUAGGACCAUGUGUGUAGCUAAUGUGACACGAUGCCCAAUGAUGUGAUUUCUUUUUUCAUACUGUGCAAUGCUUGUGGCAAAUAGGGGUCACAUGGGAUUCAAAUAAAGUUUUGUUUUUCUACA
Eleginops maclovinus (Patagonian blennie) is the source of this 1936-nucleotide messenger RNA. It is a transcript of the gene tgif1, whose product is annotated as TGFB-induced factor homeobox 1. Lineage: Eukaryota; Metazoa; Chordata; Actinopteri; Perciformes; Eleginopidae. The record is from RefSeq and is a predicted model, not a curated record. The coding region runs from base 142 to 1113 and encodes 323 amino acids. Gene Ontology annotation, molecular function: RNA polymerase II cis-regulatory region sequence-specific DNA binding; DNA-binding transcription repressor activity, RNA polymerase II-specific. Gene Ontology annotation, biological process: negative regulation of transcription by RNA polymerase II. The transcript is spliced from 3 exons.